Eubalaena glacialis (North Atlantic right whale) is the source of this 615-nucleotide messenger RNA. RefSeq names its product transmembrane protein 212 (gene TMEM212). Lineage: Eukaryota; Metazoa; Chordata; Mammalia; Artiodactyla; Balaenidae. The record is from RefSeq and is a predicted model, not a curated record. The coding region runs from base 1 to 615 and encodes 204 amino acids. The transcript has 3 exons.
AUGCAGGGCUUAUACAAGACUGCUGGCCGGAUUCUCAUUACUCUGGGGGCUCUCAGUGUAUUCUCUGGAGUUAUUGCUUUCUUCCCAGUCUUCUCCUACAAGCUUUGGUUCACAGGAUGGAGUGUCUGGAUUGCUUGUCCCAUCUGGAAUGGAGCUUUGGCCAUUAUGACUGGUAUACUCCUACUGUUGGCUCACAAAGAGUGGACUCAGAGACACCUGUGGGAAGCUAGUUUCACCUUUGUGAUUCUGAGCAUCCUGGGAUGUCCGCUUCAUUUUACUGUAGCCUUGGCAUCUGCUCUCCUUGGCCCAUAUUGCUUCUACUCGUUUUGGGGGAUUGCAGGGACCAAUUACCUUGGUUAUGCAGUUGCCUUUCCUUUUCCAUAUGCAAAAUUCCCAUCAGUUUGUGUAGACCCACCACACUAUGAAGAGUACCACCUGACACUUCAAGUUUUAGACCUGUGCCUGAGCUUUGCCAUGCUCUGUGUGUCCCUGACAGCGUUCAUCACACUUUCUGCAAGACUUAUCCGGAAUGGACACAUAAAUGUAAGUUUCCAGAAAGGGGCAACCAGUUCCUGUUCCAUCCUAAAUGCUAACAUGGAAAGUUUGGUAUAUUAA